GCCCAAUAGGAUUUAGGGUUUAGGAUGAUCCGGAAGAGGAUAGCUGGAGCUUGCGCUCGAUCUUUGCGGCGUGGCUUCGCACACACACCCGAUGAUCGCGUCUACGGCGGCCCCAAGCCGCAAUCUCCAUCAGCAAGGGUCACGCUGCGGCAUUUGCAAUCCAAGUAUGCCGCCAAGGAGCCGAUCACCAUGGUCACGGCCUACGAUUACCCUGGCGCCGUCCAUGUCGAUCAGGCGGGCAUCGAUAUCUGCCUAGUUGGGGAUUCUGCCGGGAUGGUUGUCCAUGGCUACGAUACCACGCUGCCCGUGACCAUGAGCGACAUGCUCACGCAUUGUAAAGCUGUGCAGCGAGGAGCAAAUAGAGCUUUUCUCGUUGGGGAUCUUCCUUUUGGGAGCUACGAGCUAAGCUCCGACCAGGCUGUCGAGAAUGCCGUAAGAAUGCUCAAGGAGGGAGGGAUGGACGCGAUCAAGCUGGAAGGUGGUAGCGUUUCUCGAGUAGCAGCAGCCAAGGCCAUUUGCGAGGCCGGCAUUGCAGUCAUGGGACAUGUCGGCCUUACUCCACAGUCGAUCAGUGUUCUUGGCGGAUUCCGGCCUCAAGGACGGAGUUUCUCUGAUGCGGUCCAGGUGCUGGAGAGAGCUUUGCACUUGGAAGCUGCCGGAUGUUUUGCUACGGUUCUCGAGUGUAUACCAUCGCCAGUGGCUGCUGCCAUCACUUCGUCCUUGCAGAUACCAACCAUCGGCAUUGGAGCUGGGCCUUUCUGCAGUGGCCAGGUUCUAGUUUAUCACGACUUGUUGGGAAUGAUGCAGCAUCCUCACCACAGAAAGAUAACCCCGAAAUUCUGCAAACAAUACGCAAAAGUGGGAGAUGUUAUACAGCAAGGUCUCGCAGAUUACCGUGACGAGGUCCUCAGCGGUCGCUUCCCUUCUGCUGCUCACACUCCAUACCGGAUCGAUGAGCACCAGACUGAGCUGUUCCUGAAAGAACUGGAGAGCAGGGGCUACCAUUCCGCGGCAGAAUCGGCCGCCGUGGCCGCGGAGAAGGACUCUGCGGCCGAUGUCGAGAAAUCAUGUAAUGUAAAAACCGCCCAGCCAGCCUCGUAACUUUGUAAGUUGGUCCAUUCUUUCCGGAAGACUAUAAGUUCGUCCAUUCUUUCCAGAAGACUUCACAUCAGACUUGAAAGUCUGAUGUGAUGUUCUUGCUGUCUUCAACUAGAAGUUUGACAUUGGCCAUUGCAGGUAGACACGCAGAAAGAACGAAAGCAAAAAAAUAAAAAUAAAUCAUUCUCUUA
Selaginella moellendorffii is the source of this 1289-nucleotide messenger RNA. Its product is annotated as 3-methyl-2-oxobutanoate hydroxymethyltransferase 1, mitochondrial. The record is from RefSeq and is a predicted model, not a curated record. Gene Ontology annotation, biological process: pantothenate biosynthetic process. The transcript is spliced from 6 exons. Gene Ontology annotation, molecular function: 3-methyl-2-oxobutanoate hydroxymethyltransferase activity; magnesium ion binding. Gene Ontology annotation, cellular component: mitochondrion. The coding region runs from base 25 to 1101 and encodes 358 amino acids. Lineage: Eukaryota; Viridiplantae; Streptophyta; Lycopodiopsida; Selaginellales; Selaginellaceae.